Messenger RNA from Linderina pennispora, 540 nucleotides. RefSeq lists its product as uncharacterized. The transcript is spliced from 3 exons. The annotation marks the transcript as partial. The record is from RefSeq and is a predicted model, not a curated record. NCBI's taxonomy places the organism in Eukaryota, Fungi, Kickxellomycota, Kickxellomycetes, Kickxellales, Kickxellaceae.
CUAUUCGAACAGACUUUCAUGAAGUACAUACACCAGCUGGAGGCCCUUCAACUUCACCUGCUUGAAAUUGAUGCUGCCAUUCCUUGGCAUCUUUUUGAUUUGGUCAAAGGACAGCUGGUUUUUCAGAGCCUGGAGAAGGUGGAAUUUAAGUUCAUCGUGGACGCUAGAAGCAAGAUUACGUUCCCUGGAUAUCAGCAUCCUGUCAUCUUCCCGGUGCUGACCUCCUUGCGUGUCACCAACGCCAUAGGUGUGUACGACAAUAUUUACGCAUAUUUCACUUCUAACAAACUCAGCAGGCUGGUGGUUAAGGAUGACCCAGAUGCUUUCGAGCACAUCGAUUGGCGUGUCCUGCAAACUGUGCAGCGGUUUGAGAUAGAACAUCCCACAGGGGAGUUUACCUCGCACCAUCAACUGGCACAAUCUGGCCUUGCUCGACAUUGCAGUGGCCAUUGCCGACAAGGACAUGCUCGGCAACAUGGUGGCACAGCUGCCGCACCUGGAAUCACUCCAUAUCAACUGCGUGUCGAUGCUUACAAAAGA